Molecule: messenger RNA, 1717 nt
Organism: Rhagoletis zephyria (snowberry fruit fly)
Lineage: Eukaryota; Metazoa; Arthropoda; Insecta; Diptera; Tephritidae
Source: RefSeq, a predicted model, not a curated record
UUUGGUUUCCUCGAAAGCGUGGAAAGCGCAUGGAAGAGGAUGAAGUCCUAAUAAACUUUGUGAAAAGCAAUGAAUGCCUAUACAACAUAAAAGCGCAAAGUUACGUUACGUCCAUUUAGCUUUACAUAAAAGCGGUACCGCUAUAGCGUUAAGAAUGGCGUUCGGUAUGAUACGGUCGUAAUAUUACGGCAUCGCUUUUCGAGGAAACCAAAGCUUAAGCAUUGGAAGCACUGUCCGAUCAAGACAGCUGCAAUAAACAAAGAAACACACACAUAAAGCGAAAUAAUAACAUUAAAAAUUGAAAAUGUCCUGCAAUUUUCGUCGAAAAUUAAAGGAAAACGUCGGGAUAAAGUUUUUCGGGAAAAGCACAGUUCACCACGCAAUUGGAACUAAUAUAAAUACCGGUCCGCAAGAAACAAAAACGCGAAUUUGAGGGAAAAUGGGUGCACGCCAUACGGAGAUACAGACAGCGGCGGUGCAGGAAGAGCGGCUCAGCGUGUGCGACAGCGAGGGUGCCAGUACCAGCACCGAACUAUUCGAGCCCAACAACAGUGACAGUGAGUGCGAGAGAAGCAGCCCGGAGACACGGUGUCUGAAGAUUUCAGCAGCUAUGGCGAGGACGAGGUGGCAGUGGUUAGCCCGGACACCUAUCACCAUAUCGUCGGAGAGCGAGGCAGAGGAUGAAGAGUGUCCACAACGGCGGGGCGAGCUAGUGGUAAACCAAGAAGACAGUGAGAUUAGUGGCCAAGGGUUUACAGAUUAUACGCGGCGCACCGAAAUGCGGAUGUGCAUUUUUAACAACGAUGUGGCGACGGCAGAGGAACCUCGGCAGCCACCCACGAAGCUCCGCAUUUGCGACGGCGCAGAAAAUGAACGCACGCCUGGUGACCGCAGCGACGUGCUAAGCUUAAGGGCCAGUGACAGCAUGGUGGAGGUCGAAGGCGUCAACGAGUAUCCGGGGAUAGUGGAGGAAAUAGAGCGCUGGCUGCAAGGCGCAACAACUACAUCGCCGGGUGCAUGGGAGAAUCGAUCCGGAGUUGACCCUUUGCCAGCGGCCCUAGUCGACGAUAUCGAGGCGCAUUUGCAGCAGCCACAGCAGAGACGAGGUCGGCGGUCUUUUCGGCGCGACAUCGAGGGCAACAGCUACAGGAUCGGUCUUGCGUCGUCUACAAAGGUGUACCGAGCGUUCAUUUACCUGUUGCACAUAUCUAUGGCAGCGCCAUUACCACUUGAUGAUGUAUCUGAUUACAUUCCGAUUGAAAACAAUUUACCGUCUUUCAUAUAUCAAGAACACCUAAACAGCAUGGUGCGUAAAUUAAACCACUCCCGUAACAACGCAAUGAUUUUGGCAUCAGAACUGAAAAGCGUGAAUGUUUUAGCACCAGGAGUAAAAGUAACGGCCUACAAACAUAGACAAGAUCCGUUUAUGCCAUAUUUCAAGUUAUCGGAAGAUGGCACUCAGGCUUAUUGCAUUGAUGUUGCAGGUGUGCUUAAUGGGCCGGACAUCAGAAGAUUAAUGAAGGAUCAAGGCUUCUUGGAAAUUCUUGAUGGCACAGCAGCCGUUGCAUGGGAUGCAGUUCGGGCUUUAAUUAAACACGUUCUUUGUAAAAAUCGUUCACCAGAAUAUGCCCUUUUUAUUGCGAACUUAAUGGAAUCUUUUGACGCCUUUGAUGUGCACAUGUCGCUUAAAANGCAUGGGAUGCAGUUCGGGCUUUAA